Messenger RNA from Notodromas monacha, 313 nucleotides. The record is from the annotation of a GenBank genome assembly. Lineage: Eukaryota; Metazoa; Arthropoda; Ostracoda; Podocopida; Cyprididae.
AUGAGUAUUUCGAUUACCGCGUUUCCUCGAGGAAGUGGUUCGGAGGCUUAUGGCGACGCUUUGGCACAAGGACCUGACAUUAGCAAUUACGGUGGUGAUACUGCGGAACAGACAGAUGCUGGGGAAGCAAGUGAUGCUGGUGGCCUUGAUGCUGCUGAAGAACCAGCUGAAGAUGCCCCUGACGAAGCAGCAGCAGCAGCAGCUGAUCCUGAUGGCACAGAGGCAGACACCGAAGGCUGAAUAUCUCAACUUCAGUGUACUUUAAUUGAAUUGUUCUUCUUUAAUAAGAAAAUAAUAAAUGUGAUACAGCUUU